Rhagoletis pomonella (apple maggot) is the source of this 549-nucleotide messenger RNA. RefSeq names its product REPTOR-binding partner-like. Lineage: Eukaryota; Metazoa; Arthropoda; Insecta; Diptera; Tephritidae. Bases 104 to 454 code for a protein of 116 amino acids. Gene Ontology annotation, cellular component: nucleus. Gene Ontology annotation, biological process: regulation of DNA-templated transcription. The record is from RefSeq and is a predicted model, not a curated record. Gene Ontology annotation, molecular function: DNA-binding transcription factor activity. The transcript has 4 exons.
AACAAAAAAGCAAAAAAAUCGCAACUGUUGAUAAACACAGUGGAGUUAAAAAAUUAAAUAUUUUUAUUGAGUUGAGGGGAAAUAGUAUUUAAGAUUCAAAAAAAUGGAUUGUGAAGAUAUGCAGAUGAUUGAGGAGCCAAAUCUCUCGGAACGUAAAGAGACUGGUAAACGCGGACGCAAACCUGGUCGCAAGGCUUCAACAGAAAAAGUCGAUAUAAGAGCCAAAUUAGAACGUAGUCGCCAAAGUGCGCGGGAAUGUCGUGCCCGCAAAAAAUUGCGAUACCAGUAUUUGGAAGAGUUGGUGGCAGACCGAGAGAAAGCUGUAAUAGCUUUGCGUGAAGAACUGGAGCGAUACAAAAAGUGGAGCUCCGAACUAAGUGAAGGCAACAUACCUGAUGGUUUUCAACAGUUACUUGAAGAGGCGGGUGUGCUAAAACAGGAACAAGUUAUGUAAAACUAAAUACCUCGGUAGUUUGUAAGGGUUUUAACAGCUUUUGUUUUGGUUUUUAUAACAAUGUAAAUUCUAAUUGUGGGCUGCAAACAAAAUUA